AUGGGUUCAUCUGAAAACCGCGUCACAGGUAUCCCGGCAAAGGAUGCCAAACAGGCACUUGCCGAUGAUGGGUUCGACGACUGCAUGUCGUGCAGAGUGACUGGCUCUGCUGCUUUUGUUGGCCUCGGUGUCUACAGCUACUACACGGGAAUGAGCAACCUCCGCAAACAAGAAAAGGCAAUCAUGGCGGGCCCUACGAAAUACAAGAUGGGUUCCAGACAAUUGGGAAUUGCCACGAUAUCCGCAACGCUGGUCGGCAUGGGAUUAUGGCGGGCAUUCAACUGA
Messenger RNA from Penicillium antarcticum, 285 nucleotides. RefSeq lists its product as uncharacterized. The record is from RefSeq and is a predicted model, not a curated record. The coding region runs from base 1 to 285 and encodes 94 amino acids. Lineage: Eukaryota; Fungi; Ascomycota; Eurotiomycetes; Eurotiales; Aspergillaceae. The transcript has 2 exons.